Molecule: messenger RNA, 3816 nt
Organism: Aricia agestis (brown argus)
Lineage: Eukaryota; Metazoa; Arthropoda; Insecta; Lepidoptera; Lycaenidae
Gene: Ire1
Product: serine/threonine-protein kinase/endoribonuclease IRE1
Exons: 15
Coding region: 154-3195 (1013 amino acids)
Biological process (GO): mRNA processing; protein phosphorylation; IRE1-mediated unfolded protein response
Cellular component (GO): IRE1-TRAF2-ASK1 complex
Molecular function (GO): protein serine/threonine kinase activity; ATP binding; RNA endonuclease activity
Source: RefSeq, a predicted model, not a curated record
UCAGUCAUCACGUUUACUUUGAUAUUCCCGAUUUUUCUUUGUAUUUAUGUUGUGUUUGAGCCACUUUGAGCACAAAAAACAUGUGUUUCGAGUUUAGUAAACACUGGAGAAUGUAAAUAUUCGGAUAUCUAUAACAGUAGUUGUGUAGUUAAGAUGAAAUUUUUAUUCAUAAUAUUAUUUGCGUUUGAGUUCUAUUGUGGCCUCGGAUCUGUUGUUGAAGAUGAGAAAAAGGAGAGUACCGAGCUGUCAAGAGCUCAGGAUGACCGGCCUCUGCUGUUCGCUACUUUGGGAGGCGGCAUGGUAGCCGUAGAACCCAUCUCGGGGAAUGUUAUCUGGAAACUCAAAGAUGAGCCAGUCGUGAAAGUGCCGAAUCAGCAUGGCAACCUGCUGCCCCAGUUCCUGCCGGACCCUCGCCACGGGUUCCUCUACAUGUACGGUCCCCGAGGAGACCAGCGGAUGCUGAAGAAGCUCCCCUUCACCAUCCCCGAGCUGGUCGCCAACGCACCGUGCCGGUCCACCGAGGGCAUACUGUAUACGGGCAAGAAGAGCGAUACGUGGUUCAUAUUGGACCCAUUAACGGGUAGCAGAGAGCAUAUUUCUGGCUUCGACUCGUCGAAGAUCUUCAAAGGCGACGAGCACACGUGCUCUGACAAGCAGCGCGGCGUGUACGUCGCCCGCACCGAGUACAACAUCCUCAUGCAUGACGCCAGCAACGACAACCAACGGUGGAACGUCACAUUCUUUGACUACACCUCACACAAGAUGGGCAAGGAGAUGCUUAAUGAUUAUGGUAUCAUUCACUUUACAUCAACUUCAAACGGUCGAGUGAUGUCUUUUGACCGCAAGACCGGAGACCUUGUAUGGUCGCACAAUUUCGAGACGCCAGUUAUAGCCGCAUACCUGUUAGACAGAGAGGGCCUAGUGUCUGUCCCUUUCAACUCCAUAGGAGACGACACGUUAGACCAUAUCAUGGAAGAUGCCACUACUCUACGCAAUGGACAGGGGAUUAAAAAUUCAAAUAUGGAAUUAUACCCUACCCUCUACAUAGGGGAGCACAAUCAUGGUCUAUACGCUCUAUCGUCGUUGGUAGACAAGAAUACAGUGACCAUAUCCACUGGGCAUACACAACCUUUGCUCAUAGAAGGGCCUGUAGCCGAGAACGAGGCAAGGCCCACAACCUACAGGCCCUACAAGAACGUACACUAUGAAAUGCAGGAUUUGAACCUGCAACUCACACCGCCUUACCUACUACUCGGCCACUACAAAGUCCCAGAAAUCUCCACAACAUGGAUGCCCCAGCUUCCAAAUAUGAAUUUCGUGAAAAACGAAAAUUCAGUCCAACUGAUCAACGGUGAAGUGAGACAGAGUAAUGAGAAUGAUGGCGAGAACGAGACAAACAUGAAGAACACUAUAUCCGUCUCUGUCCAAACCGAUGAUCUGUGGGCCGAUUUGGAUUGGAGGCCGGGUAUGUGGGUAAAGCAGUUGAAUGCGUGGCUGCAUCAACAGGAGAAUAAGGCGCUGAAGAUGCUUCUCAUCAUCCUGAUGGGAUUGGUCGUUACGCUCUUCUGGUAUUUACGGCUACAGGCGCGUGAGUUCCAGCAGCUCUCACAAGGUGGUUCCCGUGGGUCGAACGUGUCCACCUCCUCCACCGGUGAAGUGACAGGCCAGCUGGUGGAGCUCGGAGACGGGGAUGUCCGGAUCGGCCGGAUAACCUUCAACCCUGACCAGAUACUCGGCAAGGGGUGCGAGGGGACGUUUGUUUAUAAGGGCGCGUUCGACAAGCGCGCGGUGGCGGUGAAGCGUCUGCUGCCGGAGUGCUUCUCGCUGGCGGACCGCGAGGUGGCGCUGCUGCGCGAGUCGGACGCGCACGCGCACGUCGUCCGCUACUACUGCACCGAGCGGGACAGGCAGUUCCGGUAUAUCGCUUUAGAGCUGUGCUCUGCUACAUUACAAGACUAUGUGGAGAAGAAGCUGAAUUUUGAAUGCAAAAUUGAGCCCGUAGAAGUCUUACGGCAGGCAACACUCGGCCUAUCACAUUUGCACUCUAUGGAUAUAGUUCACAGAGACAUAAAGCCUCACAACGUGCUACUGUCCAUGCCAUCGGGUACUGGUGAGGUGCGCGCCAUGAUAUCCGACUUCGGCCUCUCCAAGAAGCUCAACAUCGGCCGCGUCAGCUUCUCCCGCCGCUCUGGAGUCACUAGCACUGACGGCUGGAUAGCGCCGGAGAUGAUUAAUGGAGAGAGAACGACGACGUCCGUAGACAUGUUUUCUCUGGGCUGCGUGUUCUACUAUGUGCUGUCGCAGGGACAACACCCGUUUGGCGACGUGCUCCGGCGGCAGGCGAAUAUACUGACGGGCGAAUACAACUUGGACUAUUUAGAAAAAAUACUACCACUGGAAGAGGUGUUAAUAGCGAAGAUCCUGAUCCGCGCGAUGAUCUCGGCGCGCGCGCACUGCCGGCCGCCGUGCGAGACGGUACUCAAAUACCCAUUGUUCUGGGGGAAACAGAGCAUACUCAACUUCUUACAAGAAGUGAGCGACCACGUGGAGAAUAGCGGGGCGCGCGCUGCGGCAGACGAGGCGGCGCGUACGCUGGAGGUUGGCGGCGUUGGCGUCGUGCGUGGCGAUUGGCGCGCGCGCGUGUGCGCCGCGGUUGCGGGCGAUCUGCGUGCGCGACGCACGUACCGCGGCGACCGGGUUGUGCAUCUACUGCGUGCGUUGCGGAAUAAGAAACAUCACUACCGGGAGCUGGAUUCGGAAGUGAGGAAUAGUCUUGGACGGCUACCAGAUGGCUUCGUUACUUACUGGCUGAGGAGGUUCCCCCUGCUCCUGCCGCACGUAUGGCUGCAGAUGCAACAGUAUAGACACGAGGACAUUCUACAAGCGUACUACCCACACUCGUUCACAUUCCAACGCGAGGACGUACCGGAGUUAGACGAGAGUAAUUACAACGAGGAGCUACCGCAAGAAAUGUGCGACCCGGACAAGAAUGAGCUCUUCGUUAAAAGUAAAGUUUUCUACGACGAUAACGAUAAGGAGCCAAAGUAUAACGGCUCGCCGAGGAAAUACACGAACUGGCGGAGCGAGAUGCAGGCGAGAACGAGACAGGACGAUGUGAGAUUACGAGACAGACAUUAUAAAAAGAAGGAGAAGAAGAGCGAAGAAAUGCCAGUGUGGACAUUGCCGCCGCAGUGAAAUUAUGUUAUUUUUUUAAGCUAUGUUAGUUUUUCUAGUUCCUUAUGCGUUGAAGCAUUUUUGCGUAGAAUUAUCCCUGUGUUUUAAAUUAAUUAAUUGUUGAGUUCAAGUUAGUUAAUGGCCUCAUACUUAGAAUGUAGUACAGGCUAGAUGCUAGAGUCCUGUGAAGCACAAAAUAUUAUUUUAAUAUUAAUUUGUGGGAAUUAAGUAGAUUUAUAGUAAUUUAUGAACUUUGAUAGAUAUAAUUAUUUUAUUGUAAAUAAGAUUUUAAAAUAUUUUGUAAAUAUUUAGGGACCAAUGUGCAAACUUAGGAUACAUUUUUGUAAAUAUUUCUAAUUUAUUCUAAUGUAAUUAUAAGUUUAUUAUCAUGACAUUCCCAAUCUAUACUAACUAAACACAUUUUAUCAUAAAUUAUUGUAUUAAAAACUACGGAAACAGACAGUUAUAGUUUACUUAAGUCAAGUUAAACAGUAAUAGUAAAUUGUUUGUUUAUCAAUAUUAUUGUACUCGUUAUCUUCAAUGAUGUCAUGUUAUGGUUGAAACAACUACAGUGAUUCAAUUGAUAACGAAGUCAUGUUUCUUUAUGAGACACAAUUUUUGUCUAAGCGCCUAAACACACUA